AUGGCGUUUAGAUUUAUACCCAGAGCUUGCCCUAUUUACAAGCUCAAAUUCUUUCAGCAAACGUCCCAUUACUCCCGUUUCAAUAAGGCUGUUGUCAAAUAUCAUUUUUCAUUCUUUGCUAGACCUCACUUUGCUAGUAAUGGGCCACAAAAUCCUAGUGGCAAAUUCUUUGGUUUAGAUAUCGGACAUUAUGGAUUAUAUUAUAGUAUAUUCAAUAGAGAUGGUCAAAAAGUUGAUACCAUUAACAUCUUACAAUUCAAUCCUAUUUGGAUUAAUCCUUUAGAGAUCAAGUUUUUCGAAAAUUUCUUCAUCAAUGAUUUAAAUGCUGGUAUUUACAAUGAUAUUGAAAAUUUGAAAUCUAGAUUCACCACUCCUUUGGUGUUUAAAAGAAACUUAUCAACCAGAAGAAAUACUGGUAAAUUGACUGUUGAACCUAUUUUAAAAGAUCCCAGAGUUAUUGAAGGCAUAGAAGAUUUCAAAGCCCCAGUUCAAGAUGAUUUUGAAGAUACUUUCUUGGGCAGUCAAAUCCAAUUGAUUGAAGAGCAUUUUGAUCAACAAAAAUUAGAAUUGAUUUACCCUAUUUAUCAAGCCAUCACCAGAAACCAUUUAUCCUUACCAACCACCGAAUUAUACAAUAAAGUAUUAAAAUCAUUGGUGUUUAGAAACUUGAAUAGUCAAAAUAAACUUGAAGAUAUCGAAAUUAAAUUAACUAAUGUGUUAACAGUUUAUCAAGAUUUUUUGAAAAAUUCAUCUCCCGACUUAAAACCCGAUAAUGAGACCUUUAAUUUGGUUAUUAAUGAAUUAAUGGAUGGUAGUUUGAAGGUUUUAAGUAUCAGAGAUUCAACCAACUUACCUAACUUGAUUUAUAAUGAAUCUUUCAUUAAAGUUCAAGAAUUCUUAUUGAUUUCUAUGGAAUUGAUGUUUUCUAUUGAUAUCAAGAAACUCAAUCUUGAUUUGAUUUAUCCAAAGAUGUUUAAAUUAUUGAACAAUUAUCCAAAUUUGAUCAACAAUGACAUUUUGAGCUUAAUUUUCAAUAAUUUGAUCAAAAAUUCUUCCCAAUUUGAAUAUUAUAACGAGUUAAUCAAAUUAUCUAAGCAUUUCCAAAAAUUUGAAAUCUUAGCUUCCAACAAACAAUGCUAUGAUUUCAUCUUACACAUUUAUAAUCAAUUCAAAGAGAAUAAUGAACUUAUUGGUUUAAACACCAUCAAAAACUACGAGAUCUAUAAUACCAUGAUCAUGGAAUUAUGCGAAACUAAAAACAUUAAUGUUGCAACCAAGUUUUUGAAUGACAUUCUCAAUGAAUAUUCUCAUAAUUAUACCAAUUUAACUGAAGUUAAAGGACAAAUUUCCGAAAUUUUAUCCAAUUAUUUAACUAAAAUCAGUAAUGAGAAUGUAAAUAAAGCCAUUGAAUUGACUAAUGAUUUCAAAGCUGUUAAUUAUUUACCUGAAUUGACUAUGAGUUACUAUAAUCAUAUAAUUGGCUUGUUAGUACAAAAUUACUACCAAUCAACCAACGAAGUUGAUUUAUACAAUAUUUAUAAACAAAUUUGGUCAAUAGUUGAUUAUAAUUUGAUUCGUAAAGAUUUCAAAUUAUCAUCUUCAUUAAUCAGUUUUGCCCUUAAUUUGAAUGAUCACGAUAAUAUCUUCAAAUUAACCAAAGUGAUCAUUUUGAAUGAUGAAUUGAUUGAUCCAAUCACUUUCAAGAACUUAUUGAGUUACUAUAGAGAACAACCUUCAGUAUUAACUAAUUUGAUUGAACAUCAAGCUAAAUAUUAUUCAGACUUUGAAAAAUUGAAUGAUUAUUUAUGUGAUGUUGUUAAUUUUAUCAAUACUCCUAAUAUGUUCAAUUACUUAGUCAAUUCUUUUAUGAUCCGUGAUGCUUUUACUUUAGUUGAUUUGACCAAAGAUAAAAUCUAUGGAAUUGUUCAAGUUUCUAAGUACUUUGUCAAUUACAUUGAAAACAAUGAAGUUACCAUUGAAGAUUUAACUAAAGUUUUAAAUUUACAAGCCAUGUUAAUUGAACAAUUUGAAGAUCCUGAACUUAUUUAUAUCAAUCUUGAUGAAGAUUUAAGUAUGUUUAAGAACAAGUUGAUUGAAAACUUCAAACAAAAUGUCGGAAAAUUAAAUGGUUCAACUAGUUCCAUUCAAAACAUUUCAAGAAUAUAUGAUAUUCCUGUUGAGACCAAAAAAGCUAAUGUCACACCUAUAGUGGACUUGAGUGUUUUAAUCAACAUCAACAAUCAUUCAGGAGUUCAAAAAUUUGUUGAAUUGUUCGACAAAGGUUUCAAAUUUAAUGAUUUGACUUAUUCUAUGGUCAUCAAUAAAAAAAUGACUUUGGAAAAUUUGAACUGGGAUAGAUUUAUUGAACUUAUCAAACAUAACGAACAAUUGGUUUUACAAUUGAUUUCUCAAGGUAAUGAUAAUAUUACUGUGAAAACCAUCAACAAGGUUAACAUCACCAAAUCAGUAUAUGAAGAAUUAUUGAAGACUGUCAGCAAUUCAGAUAAUGUUUAUUUGUAUGAGAAGUUCAAAACCAUCAAUCAUGAAUCAUCUGAUGAACAAUUAGUCCGUAAAGCCAAACUUAUGAUCAAAUUCAAUGAUUUCAAUGAGUUGAACCAAUUAAUCACUUCAAAUCCUCAUAUAAAGGGUGAAGUCCAACAAUUGAUUAGAUCAGAUGUUUCUACCGGGUUAAUCAAAUUCCUCGAAGAUGAUGAGAAGUUGAUGCAAUUUUAUUCCAUUCAUAAGAAGUCAGUAAAUCAACAAAAACUCAUCAGUGAUUUGUUAACUCGUUUAACCACUUUAGGAAACGUUAGACUUGAAAAGUUAAUCCAUGGGUUAAAAGUGAUCAAAUUGAAUUAUUUCAGUGUUGAUAAUUUUAUCCGUUUCAUCAAAUUAUUAACCUCCACCAACCAACAAUCAAUGUUAUCAAUCUUACUCCAGAAAGUGAUCAAUCUUGGUAACAUUGGAGGAUUAAUCAAGUUCAAUGGUCUUGAAAUUUUAGUUAAAUCUCAAGAUACUGCUAGAUUAAUCAAUGAAUUAAAACAAAGCUUUACUGCUUUAAACUGUGAGAUCAAUUUAUUGAAAAUUGAAAUCAACCAACCGUGUACAUAA
Yamadazyma jaroonii is the source of this 3111-nucleotide messenger RNA. NCBI's taxonomy places the organism in Eukaryota, Fungi, Ascomycota, Pichiomycetes, Serinales, Debaryomycetaceae. The record is from the annotation of a GenBank genome assembly.